This is a messenger RNA of Mitosporidium daphniae, 1140 nucleotides long. RefSeq lists its product as uncharacterized. NCBI's taxonomy places the organism in Eukaryota, Fungi, Microsporidia. Gene Ontology annotation, molecular function: tRNA dihydrouridine synthase activity; flavin adenine dinucleotide binding. The record is from RefSeq and is a predicted model, not a curated record. The coding region runs from base 1 to 1140 and encodes 379 amino acids. Gene Ontology annotation, biological process: tRNA processing. The transcript has a single exon.
AUGAUGACUAAGAAGCUGGGUGUAAAUUACGCUAGUUUUGCGAACAUUUUAAUUUCCUUUAAAAUAAUGGACUGGUUCAAAGGUGUCUUGAAAAGCCCUAAAUAUAUUCUUGCCCCAAUGGUGGAUCAAUCCGAACUUGCCUGGAGAGUCAUGGCCAGGCGAUAUGGCGCCCAUCUUUGCUACACGCCAAUGAUCAAUGCACGCUUGUUUGUUGAGAACCCUGCCUAUAGAAAGGAGCAUUUGCCAGAUGAGACAUUUGAUAGACCAUUAAUUGUUCAGUUCUGUGCAAAUGAUGCUGAAAUGUUUUUGGCAGCUGCAAGGCUUGUCCAAGAUAAAUGUGAUGGCGUAGAUCUAAAUUUGGGAUGUCCUCAAGACAUUGCUCGUAGGGGCCAUUAUGGCUCCUACCUACAGGACGAGUGGGAUCUUAUCUCAAAGAUGAUAUCCAUAGUAGCAAAGGGCAUUUCGGUUCCCAUUACUGCCAAGAUACGAAUAUUUCCAAGCGUCGAAAAAUCGGUUAAAUACGCCCAGAUGAUAGAGUCUGCCGGCGCUUCUCUGCUAACCGUACAUGGCCGAAUUAGAGAGCAAAGGGGCCAUGCAACAGGCCUUGCCGAUUGGGCACAAAUCAAAGCCAUCAAGGAGGCCCUUUCGAUUCCAGUUAUUGCCAAUGGAAAUAUCUUGUAUUUUGAAGACAUUGAAAAGUGUAUAUCCGAAACCGGGUGUGAUGGUGUUAUGUGCGCUGAAACGCAACUGUAUAAUCCGGCAUUGUUUAGUGGGAAAUUCAUCCCCGCUCGUGAUUUGGCUUUGGAAUACCUGGAUAUUUGUGAAGAGACUCUGGUUCCCUCUUCUUCGAUUUUGAGGAGUCAUUUAUUUAAAAUUUUCAAGCAUCUUCUUCCUCAUCAUACAGAUUUACGAGAAUCGCUUGCCACUGCUCCAGAUCUUUUAUCAAUGCGUGAAAUUUCAAAAUCAUUGGGAGAACGUUUGACCCGAGAGGACAAAGAAGAUGAAUUCCCGCCAUACAAUUUUUCAGAGUUCAAACGUAUUCCCUUGCAGAUGGCCCAACCGUAUAUUCGCCCUCUUCCAGACCUCUCAAAAAUGCCCAAAAAGCGGAAGCUACUUCAAGACAUGGCUUGGGCAAAUUAG